AUGAUAGCGCUCUCUUUGUUCGAGAAACUCGACUGCUUGCCUGCCCUUGCGGCGCUUAUUGGUACUGUCCUCUGGGCUUUGUUGACCAGUCCCUGGCGAACCCAUCAUUAUCCGUCAACUCUGCUGUUACACGUGGGUUAUGCAGCCAUGCGCAAAGCGACAUCACGCUUCUCAGUGGCCCAGCUGCACCUGGCUGACAGCGAGCGGCUUAGAUAUCUGCUUCCUACCACAGAUACCAUUUAUAAGCGCUUCAUGCGCCGCCAUCGUCUGUCCUCGAAGACUGUUGACCUUGGCGAAGGUGCCCUAGGCCACUGGCUGGGGGACUAUGAGCAUGCUGAGCAUGUCUUGAUCUGGUAUCACGGGGGUGGUUUCGCACUUCCUGCCAACGACGGCUACUUUCAUUUCUUCACUCAACUGCUCGCGGAUACCCAAUCUAGUCCGAAACCCAAAUCACUUGCGAUCUUUACCCUCACCUAUACCCUCGCUCCUCAAGCGGCCUAUCCCACCCAGAUCCGUCAAGCCCUUGCAGCACUGCGAUACAUCCUCCAAGAAACCCACCGUUCCCCGUCGCAGGUCCUCCUCGGUGGUGAUUCCGCCGGCGGGAAUCUCGUCGGGGCGGUCCUCGCGCACAUAGCCCAUCCCCAUCCAGAUCUUCCGCCUCUCGCUUUGUCCGACGGGCCCGACCGCCAAAUCCGCGGCGCCAUCAUGAUCGCGCCCUGGACGAGUCUGGAUCAGACCAUCCUACCCGAAGAUAUCGCUGCCUCGAUUGAAUUGGACGAGUCACAGAUCGACUCCCGGGGAGACAUCAUCACCCCCGCCGUAGGAGGGCCGUGGGCUAGGGCGUACAUAGGUACGGGCAAACAUGACUACUACACCGAUCUCUCGACGGCGCCAACCGACUGGCUGGCGUCUUUCCCUGUGGCGAAGGUAUUGGUCUGUGCUGGGGGCAGGGAGAUCAUACUGCCUUUCAUUGCUGCAUUCACCAAGAGAUUGCAAGAAGGGCUUGGGCCGGAUAAGGUGGAGUUGUGCGUGGGCGAGGGUGAAGGUCAUGUGGCGCCGAUCUAUAAUCUGGCGCUGGGCGAGUGGGGGGAGACACUCCAGGGGAGGAGGGUGAAGGGGUGGUUGGGCGAGGUGCUGUAA
This is a messenger RNA of Aspergillus uvarum CBS 121591, 1140 nucleotides long. Its product is annotated as lipase/thioesterase family protein. The transcript is spliced from 3 exons. The record is from RefSeq and is a predicted model, not a curated record. Lineage: Eukaryota; Fungi; Ascomycota; Eurotiomycetes; Eurotiales; Aspergillaceae. Gene Ontology annotation, molecular function: hydrolase activity. Bases 1 to 1140 code for a protein of 379 amino acids.